Messenger RNA from Penicillium alfredii, 1188 nucleotides. RefSeq names its product GMC family oxidoreductase. The transcript has 5 exons. The record is from RefSeq and is a predicted model, not a curated record. NCBI's taxonomy places the organism in Eukaryota, Fungi, Ascomycota, Eurotiomycetes, Eurotiales, Aspergillaceae. Bases 1 to 1188 code for a protein of 395 amino acids. Gene Ontology annotation, molecular function: oxidoreductase activity, acting on CH-OH group of donors; flavin adenine dinucleotide binding.
AUGUCUGCCACCCUCCCUUCAUCUGUUGACUAUGCCAUUAAUCCAAAUGGCUGGUAUGCAUUGACCGGCUCGGAGCUGGACUGGCAGCUGGAGACUCUUCCGCAACCAGGACUGAAUAAUCGCAGCCAGGACCAUUCCGCCGGGAAAGUACUGGGCGGAUGCUCAGCCAUCAACGGACUGAUCUUCGUUCCCCCAUCCCCAGCAGGAAUAGAUGCCCGGGCGAAACUGGGGAACCCAGAAUGGAACUGGGCAUCGCUGCGGCCGUAUCUCCAGAAGUCAUAUACUCUCUCCCCAUCCGGGCAGCCGGGGUCUGGUAGUGGUGGUGGUGGUGGUCAGGAAGCGGAUCGGCGCAAUUCAACAAUCAACGGCCCGAUUCAAUUAACCACGCGUCCGUAUGCGGCGACUGUUGACCCAAUCUCUGGUCUUCCCAGCAGUGCCGAAGGUGAAUACGGCACAGUCGCCUCCAGUCGACCAAACGUGACUAUCGUGACCGAUGUGACAGUGCACAGAAUUCUGUUUGACUCUGGUUCGGGGAAUAUCUCUGCAACUGGCGUGGAGGUUGAAUGGAAUGGAAGCACCGCUACGUUGAAGGCUGCCAAAGAGGUAAUCCUAGCGGCAGGCGCUUUUCACACCCCGAAACUGCUCGAGAUCUCGGGUGUGGGUGCCAAAGACCGGCUGAGUGCUUUGGGUAUUCCGGUCGUGCUGGACCACACCGGCGUGGGAGAAAAUCUGCAAAACCAUGUCAUGGGAAUCUUGCCCGUGCCACUGGCCUCCUUCGAGAAGGUUAUCCAGUCGAUCAACCAAAGCUCCGACGAAGCCUCCGCGUUCUUGCUCCUGAGUACGGCACCCGGAAACAAUGCCGUUCUAGCCAUCAUUCCCAGCUACCCAUUUUCGCGAGGAAGCACACACAUCUCAUCCGCAGACGCAGACGUCAAACCAACCAUAGACCCGCGCUUUUUCGCGCACGAUCUCGACCUCGAGAUCCUGGCCCGCCAUACCCAGAACUUGUAUCGUCUGAUCUCUGCCCCAGCUCGGCAGGACUUCCUUCAUUCAGAGUCGGCACCACCUGAUCUGGACACUAUCAGGAUGAGGCUGUGUGAGUCUAUGGCUUUCACGACGCAUCAUUCGUGCGGGACAACUUCCAUGCUUCCUCGUGAGGCUGGAGGUGUUGUUGAUCAAGAGCUCUAG